AUGGCAUCAGCGACUUCAGCCCCCACGUCGAGUCUUCGGAUCGCACAGGUCAACUCGCUGCUUUCGCUGCUCAACCUCAACACCUCUUCCUUCGUCCAUGCAUCCUCAUCUUCUUCGGCACCAGGGUCCAACUACAACUCAAGACCGGGCUCGGCUGCAGGACAGAAUGAUUCCUCCUCCGCUGCUGGGGCUGCUGACCCAUCCAUCCCCUCCGGCCCACCAGUAUGGAAGGUGCUAGUCAUGGACAAGGUCUCGAAAGACAUCCUAGCGACCUCUUUGCGAGUGCAAGACCUACGCGAGAACGGUGUCACACUACACAUGCAGCUUCACUCGGAUCGCCCACCGCUCCCGGACGUACCUGCCGUCUACUUUGUCUCGCCUACCUCGCAAAAUGUGCAAAGGAUCGCUCAGGAUAUGAAGCGCAUGCUCUACGAAAGUUUCUAUGUCAACUUCACCAGCACCGUCCCAAAGCCUGUCAUGGAGGAGUUCGCCAACCUUGUCGCCGCAGAUGGCACCGGACAGCUGGUUCAGCAGGUGUACGACCAAUACCUCAACUUCAUCGUUCUCGAGCCAAAUCUCUUCGAACUGCUUCCAGAUGCUUCCCCUCCCUCCAGCUCAGCUUCCUUCAACGGCGCAAGCGCUACGCCAGCAGCAUCAACAACAACAACAACCUCUUUCCUCACCACGUAUCAACGUCUCAAUGACCCGCAGUCGGGGCAGAAGGAUGUCGAAGAUGCUACUGAUCGCAUCGCGGCUGGCCUCUUCUCGACUCUGGCAACCAUGGGCGCGCUUCCCAUCAUCCGUUCACCGCGCGGUAAUGCUGCCGAGCUUGUGGCCAGAAAGCUUGAAUCCAAGAUCCGCGAACACAUCACCAGCUCCCGUGGCGGAUCCAACCUCUUCUCUGAAGCAGCUGGAAGCGUAGGACAUCCAAGUUGGAGCUCUUCGCGUCCCUUGCUGGUAGUCUUGGAUCGAAAUGUCGACUUGGUACCCAUGCUUGCACACAGUUGGACCUACCAAGCUCUUGUACAGGAUGUUCUCGACCUUCAGCUCAACCGCGUCACAGUCGUAUCGAGCGAAGGUGGUGUGACGAGCAAAAAGACGUACGAUCUCGACUCGAAAGACUUCUUCUGGUCCAAAAAUUCCGCGACACCAUUCCCACAGGUUGCUGAAGACAUCGAUGCCGAACUCAACCGAUACAAGUCGGAUGCGGCCGAGAUCACACGCUCUACAGGUAUCAGCAGCAUGGACGAGGUGGGUCAGCUCGAUGCGACAUCGAACGCGGCGCAUCUCAAAGCGGCAAUCACUGCGCUUCCGGAGCUGACACAGCGCAAGUCGACCAUUGAUGCGCAUAUGAACAUGGCCACAGCACUGUUGCAAGGAAUCAAGAAGCGUGGCCUCGACACACUUUUCCAGCUGGAAGAGGUCAUUGCACGCCAAAAGAAGGAGACAAUUCUGGAGACAGUCAAGGACACGCAGCUGGAAGACGUCAACGACAAGUUGCGACUGUUCAUCAUCUACUAUCUCUCUGCGCCUGACUCGGCACUCUCCCGAUCGGAUGUGGAAGAGUUCGAACGCAUCCUCAAGGAGCAGGGCGCAGAUCUAUCGGCGUUGAACUACGUCAAGAAGGUGCGCGAGUUGACACGAAUGACGAUGCUCGCUUCUGCACCACAACAACCUACAGCGGCAGAGAGUGCUGGAGGAGCAGGUGGUUUCAAGGGUUUUAGCUCGCUCUCCUCUCGACUCACGGACAGGUUGAAAGACAGCGGUCUGGAGAACCUCGUACAAGGAGUGAAAAACUUCUUGCCCGCACAGAAGGAUCUCACUGUCACCCGAUUAGUCGCUUCAUUGAUGGAACCGGCAGGAGCCAACGCACAAGCAUUGCAAGAGACGGACGAGUAUCUCUUCUUCGACCCGAAAGCUCCACGAACACGUGCAGCUGUUGCAUCAGGCGGAGUCAAGGCGAGACAAGUGUUCAACGAGGCGAUCGUCUUUGUUGUGGGCGGUGGUGGAUAUGUCGAGUUUGCUAACUUACAAGAGUAUGCAGCGAGAACUUCGGCAGCUGCAGGAAAUAAUGCAGCUGGAGCAGCAGGCGGAAUGGGCGGCAAAAAGAUCACUUACGGUGCCACAGAGAUCUUGAAGCCUAUCGACUUUGUUCGAGCUCUUGCACACUUGGCUGGUGGUGAUGUGGCCAAGUCUAUCUCUGCUACGAAUGGCGCUUCGGCCCCGGCUGCUGGAGCCAAGUAA
This is a messenger RNA of Ustilago hordei, 2244 nucleotides long. RefSeq lists its product as uncharacterized. Bases 1 to 2244 code for a protein of 747 amino acids. Gene Ontology annotation, molecular function: syntaxin binding. Lineage: Eukaryota; Fungi; Basidiomycota; Ustilaginomycetes; Ustilaginales; Ustilaginaceae. The record is from RefSeq and is a predicted model, not a curated record. Gene Ontology annotation, cellular component: cytosol; Golgi membrane. The transcript has a single exon. Gene Ontology annotation, biological process: endoplasmic reticulum to Golgi vesicle-mediated transport; intracellular protein transport.